UUGUAGCUUUAACGAUUUCUUAUAGUAAUCUCUAGUGUUAUUCGCAGUUGAAACGAUGACUAUCUUACUGUCACGUCUGUAUUAUGUUGUCACGAGUCCUAAGCGACAAAUGCGUCAACCGUGUUCGACGACAUAUAGUAUCAUGCCGCAGAAACCAUAAUUAUUUUACAUUCAAAGUUACCAAGUAUAAAAGACAGACGGUAGUUUUCAAGAAUCUUCCGCUCGGCGACUAACAACAUUCGCAUUAUUAUUCAACGAGGCUCCCGCCAAAUAGCGACUUUGUGCAGCAGCAGCAGCUGGUUGAACACAAAAUGGAUCAACCACAUUUGGCCAUAACAACUUCUACAGCAGUGGACGAAACCCUGUUUGAAUACAAAGGUGGCUUAGCGGAUGAUUUGAAAUUUUUAGCCGCCAUCCCAGAAGUCUGUGAUGUCACCUUUUUGGUUGGAGAAACACGCGAACCUGUAUGCGCUGUAAAAGCAAUACUUGCAGCUAGAAGCAGAGUUUUCCAUCAAAUGUUAUACGACACGAGUUUUCAACAUCAAUCAUCGACUGGCGGAGGCACACCGAAACGAAGUGGAGGCUUGAUUAAACAGCUUUCUGGUGUAGCUAGCGGAAGCCAAAAUCCGCAACAACAGAAUCGAUUAAGGAUGUUACUUAAACGGAGUUCGGAACCAUUAUUAAUAUUUCAACAUCAUCAACAGCACCAAUCCCGGCAGUUACAAAAAUCGCCUCCUAGCCGGAGUAGCGUGAAAAACAACAGCAAAAUGACUUCUUCCGGAACUAACACUUCGUCAACGUGGUCGAAAUACAAGAGAGGAAGUAUUGCGGGAACAACUUCGCCCACUAAAAGUACAUUAACGUCGUCAACGGUUAUCGUGAUCGACGAAUUUGACGCUGAUGUCUUCCGUCAGUUAGUUGAAUACGUGCAUACCGGUUGUGUGACAUUACAACCUCGUACACUGUUAGGUGUGCUGAAUGCAGCAGAUUAUUACGGGUUGGACGAGCUUCGAGCUGCUUGCACCGGAUUCGCAGACGCUGGAGGUAUCACAGUAGACACUGCCUGUGCACUGUUGGCGUCCGCCGAACGAUACAUUCAUUACAAAUGCACUAAAUCUCUGGUGCAAAAAGUGCUCGAGUUCGUUGACGAACACGGUGGACGCGUACUCAGUCUCGGAUCGUUUACUCUGCUGCCACAGCACGUGGUCCGUUUGAUACUGUCGAGGGACGAAUUGCGUGCCGACGAAUUGACAAAAUUCCAGGCGGCUUUGAUGUGGUCGAAAAAAUGUGCCGCCGAUGCUGCUGAUAACAACAAGGCGGAUUCGGAAGAAGCGGAUUGGCGAGCAUUAUUUCGAGAACACUUUGCGCCCAUCAUUCAGUAUCAUAAGAUCGCAGCCCGCGUAAUCCUAGACGAGAUAAUGCCGUUGGGUGUGGUACCAGAUCGAGAUCUCUUGUCUGCUCUAGCUUAUCAGGCUGAUCCGAACAGCGUACAAUUAAAUUCGGUGACCACCGCCGAUCAGUUGCGGUGUGGUCGGCGGCGGACACGUUCUAUGUCCGUGCAAAGUGGCGGAGCUUGUGCGGGCGACGACGAUGACGUCGACGGCUGCCACCGCGUUAACGUCGCUUCCGGACCGUCGACAUCGGGAGCCCUCGCAACACUGACGGCUAGCAGUGGGGGCAGUGGCGGAAGUGCAGACGCAGUAGCUAAACCUCAGCGCCCACCGCCCCCUCGACGUCGCCGGCGGGCAUCGCAUCAACAUCACCAGCAUCGACCACGCCACAGACAUCAUUAUCACCGGUCGUCUGACUCGACGACUGCUUGUAGCUGCUGCACUAGUGACGACGAUUCGGCGGAUGAUUUAACUUCGUCCUAAGCGUAAUACGCUCUUCUCACAAUGAAUGUUAUUGCAUUACACUAUAAUACAUUUUAAAUAUCAUACGGCAAUAUUCAUAGUAACAAACAAACAACGUAAUUGGUACAAUCAGUGGCGUAAUUACGAGCUCGGCGUGGGGUGCGAUAACGUAAAUUUAUUUUACACAUGCUCGGUGAUGACUUAUGUCUUAUUAUUACUCCUACACCCUCAUAGGGUGUAAUCUAAUUUACUAUUUACCAACCCAUUUAUCACUAUGGUCAGUAUUUAUGUACAGUAAAUUACUAAUUAGUAUGUCUCAGAACGACUAGUAGCUACGCUGUUUACAAAAAUGUGUCUGACAUUAAAGAUAGGUUUCUUAUACCUCAAAAUUAUGUUUGCACCUCAGCUCCCAAGUGAUGUGUUCCAUUACUUUAUUAAAGAGGAAAAAUUAAAGAAAAUAACGAUAAAACUCAUGAUAGUAUCAAAUCAAAAGUGUAGUGUAGGUAAUAGACAUUGUAAAAUAUAUGUUGUUGAAGAGGAAGUGGUGCUAAAAUAAAUGUCGAGAAAAUAUAUUUUUAAAUAUAAAAUAAUAAUCUAAAAUACAAAUCAAAUACUAUUUAACAUUUAUGAAUUGAUAAAUUUAUACAAAUGCAGUGCCAGAUAUAAUGAAGGUUGCUAGGUGCGAGUAGGUUCUUUUUGAUUAAUGAUAUUAUAUUUUGUACGAGGUCUAUUUCUAUUAUUCUUUGGUUUAAGCCCUGGAUCUCAACUUUUUAUGAGUAUCAAGCUGUCUCGAAAACAUACUUCAGGUAGUUUAAAUAAACCACCGACAUUUUAAGCUAGGUGUCACUUGUCAGUGAAGACACAUAUUAUAUUAAUUAUUAUAUAAAAAUGUUAAUAAGUGGGAUAAUGUAUAUAAGGUUGAUGGGUUCUUGCAAGUGGUGGGACUAUUCGAAUAAAAAAAAAUUAGAAUUUUCGAAUACUUUAUUCGCACGAA
Messenger RNA from Adelges cooleyi (spruce gall adelgid), 2847 nucleotides. Its product is annotated as serine-enriched protein-like. The transcript is spliced from 8 exons. Lineage: Eukaryota; Metazoa; Arthropoda; Insecta; Hemiptera; Adelgidae. The record is from RefSeq and is a predicted model, not a curated record. The coding region runs from base 312 to 1874 and encodes 520 amino acids. Gene Ontology annotation, molecular function: protein binding.